Molecule: messenger RNA, 1634 nt
Organism: Myxocyprinus asiaticus (Chinese sucker)
Lineage: Eukaryota; Metazoa; Chordata; Actinopteri; Cypriniformes; Catostomidae
Gene: mrps2
Product: mitochondrial ribosomal protein S2
Exons: 4
Coding region: 99-905 (268 amino acids)
Biological process (GO): translation
Cellular component (GO): mitochondrial small ribosomal subunit; ribosome
Molecular function (GO): structural constituent of ribosome
Source: RefSeq, a predicted model, not a curated record
AUUGAACGAUGUUCACUAGAAACAGUAUUGCGUUGAACUACAUUUCCCAGAAUUCUGCGCUCUUCCUUCAAUUCAAUGGGAGGGGCUGAAGGAGAGGCAUGGCAGCUGGCAUCUUAUCUAGAGUAACCCAGGCUCUCCGGGGUUCUCGGUUGGUCGGUGCUGCGUUCUCGUGUCAUGGACAGACAUUCAGCACCGCAGCGGCUGCAGUGCAACCGCCGCCUGCACUGAGCGAUGACACCGCUGCGAACGAGAAGAUCCUAAACUUCCCCCUCACUCAGCCAGACUAUUUCCGCUUGUCAGAACUCUUCACCUUAAAAGACCUGUUUGAGGCCCGUAUACAUCUUGGACACAAGAAGGGCUGCAGACACAGGUUGAUGGAAUCGUAUCUGUUUGGUUCUCGUCUUGAUAUGGACAUCAUUGAUCUUGAUCAAACAGCCGAGCACCUCCAGAGGGCGCUAAACUUCACUGCUCAUGUUGCGUACCGCGGCGGUAUAAUUUUGUUUGUCAGCCGAAGGCGGCAGUUCAGUCACCUGGUGGAGAUGACGGCGCGAGAGUGCGGCGAGUACGCUCAUACACGAUAUUGGCAGGGCGGACUGCUCACCAACGCCCCUGUCCAGUACAGUCCUGGCAUCCGACUGCCAGACCUCGUCGUAUUCCUUUCCACACUCAAUAACGUUUUUCAACCACAUGUCGGAAUCCGGGAUGCGGCCAAGAUGAAUAUUCCCACGGUCGGGAUUGUGGACUCUAAUUGCAACCCCAGCCUCCUCACGUACCCGGUGCCUGGCAACGAUGACACUCCUGUUGCCAUGGAGAUGUACUGUCGGCUGUUCAAAAUGACGAUCAACAGGGCGAAGGACAAGAGGAGGCAGAUGGAGUUGUUAAAAGGGAUUUCAGCCUCCGUAUGAAGGAGGAAACAGCGAGUGUGUGCAUGUCAAAAGCUUUAGGUGGAAAUAAGAAUCCAAAAGUAACUGCACAGCCCCGUUGUAUCCAUGUAUUCUUGUUUAUGAUGAAAAUUCAAGACCUACAAUAAUUUGAAACACAUUUGAUCAAACUUUUUUCAGAACUUGUUUCAGACAUUGUCCAUCAGAAUACACUGACCAACACAGAACUUAAAGGGAUAGUUCACCCAAAAAUGAAAAUUCACUCAUCAUAUACUCACCACAAAUAAAGAUUUUUAGAAGAAUUUCUAAGCUCUGUAGGUCCAUAGAAUGCAAGUUGCAACACUUUAAAGCUCCAAAAAGUACAGACAGUCGUAGUAAAAGUCAUCCAUACAACUCCAGUGGUUAAAUUAAUGUCUUCUAUAGUGAUACGAACGCUUUGGGUGAGAAACUGAUCAAUAUUUAAGUCAUUUUGUACUAUAAAUGUUCACUUCCGGUCGCUCUCCAAUGCGCAUUCAUGAGGAUCGAGUACACACAGGAAGUAAUACCAGUUUGGAACAAUAUGAGGGUGAGUAAAUUAUGACAGAAUUUUCAUUUUUGGGUGAACUGUCCCUUUAAUUUACUUUGAACACUUAUAUUGGGUACAUAUAUGUACCCAAUAAAUAAAGUUGAACAAAUCCAUAAUGUUGUGUUUAUUAUUUUAUGUUCCUGUGUGCAUAUGUAAAUUUGAGAACCGUGCAAAUAAAUAGGCAACAA